UUUAUUCUAUGACCAUCAUCACCAGCACAAAUGCAAGUUAAUUUCCUCUCUUUACACGCAAAGAUCUGUCUACGUCCAAGUUCCAUACUUUCACAUUCUCCUCCAAAAUCACACUCCAAUGGCGUCACCCAAAACCCCGCCUCUCUUAUUCACCCUCUCUCUCCUCUCCCUCCUCUCUCUAACCUUCUUCUACCUCCACCACACCACUACCACCUCCCCGUCAAAUACCAGAAAUUCCCCCGACACCGCCGCAAAUUCCAUCAAGGUCCACAUCUCGCCCAUCCCCAGAUCCCUCAACCACGGCCUCCUCGAAAAAUAUGGGCCCUAACCUCCGACCACAGGAUCGGAAGCGAGGCGGACAACGAGAUCAGAAUGACCAUUUUGCCCAAACUUCCGCGGAAAUCCUUUCCGUACCCCGAGAACCCCAUAAUCAAACAGUACAGCGCCGAGUACUGGAUCUUGGGUGACCUGUUGGCACCUGAGGAGCUGAAAAGAGAUUCUUUUGCGAGGAGGGUUUUUGAUCCUGAGGAGGCUGAUGUGAUUUUCGUGCCGUUUUUCGCGACUCUGAGUGCUGAGCUGCAGCUGGUCGUGGAUAAAAGCGUGUUUAGGAAGAAGGUCGAGGGGAAUGAGGAUUAUGUGAGGCAGAGAAUGGCGGUGGAUCUUGUUAAGAAGACGGCGGCUUGGAAGAGGUCCGGUGGCCGAGAUCAUGUUUUUGUUCUCACAGGAGGAAAUGUGUUUGGAGAUGAAACUAUUAGAGGGUGUUUUGUAAUUUUGAAAGAUAGAUGGGGUUCUGCGAAGGAUGGUCAUCUAAUUAUAGGCUUUGUUGAGUGUGAAUACCCUGUUGCGAUGUGGCAUGUAAAGGACGAGAUUGCCCCUGCAAUUCUCCUUGUGGUCGAUUUUGGCGGCUGGUACAGGCUCGACUCUAAAACUUCCAACAACAGCAGCUCGUCUGACCUGACGAUACAUCACACUCAGGUUUCUCUGUUGAAAGAUGUCAUAGUCCCAUACACCCAUUUACUCCCGAGACUAGACAUAUCAAAAAACGCGAAACGAGAUACCCUUUUGUAUUUCAAAGGAGCCAAGCAUAGGCACCGGCCUGGAGUCGUUAUAGAAGAAGGCUUCCCAAAUGCCACUGUCAUCGUUAGCGACAAUAUCGAGCUUCCCUUUGAAGGAAUAUUGGAUUAUUCGGAAUUUUCCGUUUUCAUGUCGGUUAGUGAUGCUUUGAGGCCCAGUUGGCUCGUGGGCCAUCUCAGAAGCUAUUCGGGUCAGCAGAAGGAUAAGUUUCGGGAGAAUAUGGCUAAGGUUCAGCCGGUUUUCGAGUAUGCUAAUGGUCAGCCGAAAGGAGUUGGGCCCACUAGUUCGGGUGGGGCAGUGAAUCAUAUUUGGAAGAAGGUUUAUCAGAAGCUUCCGAUGAUUAGGGAAGCUAUCACUCGAGAGAGAAGAAAACUGAUGGGGGUUUCUGUACAAGCUCGCUGUCAUUGUAUUUGA
Striga asiatica is the source of this 1488-nucleotide messenger RNA. The record is from the annotation of a GenBank genome assembly. Lineage: Eukaryota; Viridiplantae; Streptophyta; Magnoliopsida; Lamiales; Orobanchaceae.